This is a messenger RNA of Perkinsus marinus ATCC 50983, 267 nucleotides long. RefSeq lists its product as hypothetical. The coding region runs from base 1 to 267 and encodes 88 amino acids. Lineage: Eukaryota; Perkinsozoa; Perkinsida; Perkinsidae. The transcript has 3 exons. The record is from RefSeq and is a predicted model, not a curated record.
AUGGCGGCUGAAAUGUUCAAACAGCCUGGAAGUCCGUCAGCUGCCGAUUUGACCAAGGCGUCUUACGAUGAGCAGCUGGCCGCCAAGGACAUUGAGAGGGUCGGCCAGGUCGGCCCUGGGUGCAAGGAAGACUUUGCAGCGCCUUGUCCCAAGGGCUGGUCCUUGCUCAGCAACGACACUAUCGGCCCGGUUUGCAUCCCUCCGAGUAACUAUCAUGGUUAUUGCAACAAGCCUCAACCCUGGCCGACUUAUCCAGAGGCACUGUGA